AUGUUCGCUCGUAUCUCAGCCUUCUCUCUCGCCAUCUUGGCUCUGCCUCUCCUCGUGGCUAGCAGUGCCGUCCCAAGACAAGACACCAAUACCACCGUUACCGGUGGCAAGUGCAACACCGGUUCAGCCCAGUGCUGCAAGUCGGUUCAGGAUCCCAAGUCCUCCGCUGUCCAGAACGCCCUUGGUCUUCUGGGGAUUCCCAUUGGUGAUAUCACCGCCAACGUUGGUCUUACUUGUGACCCCAUCACUGUCAUUGGUCUCGGCACCACUUCUUGUGCUAACCAGCCUGUGUGUUGCGAGAAGAACAACUUCAAUGGUCUUGUUGCUCUAGGCUGCACUCCUCUUAAUGUGGUGGCCUAA
Molecule: messenger RNA, 360 nt
Organism: Desarmillaria tabescens
Lineage: Eukaryota; Fungi; Basidiomycota; Agaricomycetes; Agaricales; Physalacriaceae
Product: hydrophobin-251
Exons: 4
Coding region: 1-360 (119 amino acids)
Cellular component (GO): fungal-type cell wall
Molecular function (GO): structural constituent of cell wall
Source: RefSeq, a predicted model, not a curated record